AUGAAAACCAUGAAGUCUCGCCGUGGCGGCAACGAUCGUGGGGGUAUCCGCAAGCGGGGCCCUACUCGCACCGACCGAGAUGGAGAUAUGGAUAUGGAUGCCAGUGGCUCUCGGUCUAAGAGAACUCGUCCUGAUGGUGGCCGUUCCGCUUUGGGUGGCCGCGUCUCAGGUGCAGGCGCAGGUGGCCGAGCUGCAGGUAGUGGCAGCCGGACCCAGGCUCGCGACAAGAACGUGGAUUUGAUCCAACGGGCGAUUGCCAGUACCGAGUCUCAAGCCAACAUUAGACAAAGCAAAAGAAAUGCCGGCAAGCCCAAGGAACAGCUGGAGAAGUUCAGUGUUCGUGGAUGGAAAGAGAGCAAGGCCUCAACCAACAAGGACGAAGGUCGUGAGGCCCUCGUCGCAUUCCUUGAACGACGCAUGAACUCCUUCACCAAAUCCGGACCCCGCAUCAGAAUUACUCAGCACGACCAUAAGAAAGGCAGCGACACUCUGGUGGUUUCUGUUCGACCCGAUCUGGCAGAGAAAAUGCUUCGAAUCAACGGCAAUACCUUCGCCGGUGUCAAUAUCACUGUCGCACCCUAUAAUGCCGAUGACGCACUAGUAAAUGAAUUGGCGCCAGCAGAUGCUACCCCGGGCUCCACGGCCGAUACCAAAAGCAAGAUGCAAGCUAUCCUCAACAAACGCUACUACGCCCCCACCAAGCUCCUUGACAUGUCAGAUCUGGCAAAUGACGCCGAUUUGCAAGCGAUGGGAAUCUUCAACACCACUUCCACCGAGUCGAAGUUUUUCCCAGCUCUUAUGAAAGUCUGGGAGAUGCGCUACGCCAGCUCAGCGGAACGACGCGAGGCAGUGGAAAGCGCCAGUCUGGCGAACAACCGCCUCAACAACAUCAGCGUUGUGACAAGUCUCGCUCAAACCGUUCCCGAUAUCAAGAACCUCGACCUUUCAAAUAACAACUUCAAGGACGCACAGGCAAUGAUUGGAUGGCGGUGGAAGUUUCGCAACCUUACCUUCCUGGACUUGACGGGCAACGAUUUCAGUUCUCACCCUAACUUCAAGGAUACCAUGCUCAAGUGGUACCCUAAGCUGCAAAUCUUGAACAACGUCCAGGUGCGGACACCAGAAGAGGUUGCGCUUCAGAAGAAAACCCCCAUUCCAGUCCAAUCACCUUUCUUCCAUGACGAUGCCCAAAUUGGCGAGAACUUCGUCCGUGCGUUCUUCCCCGGUUACGACAAUGAUCGCAGCGGUCUUGCCAGCAGUGUUUACGACAACGAAUCUACCUUUUCACUAAAUGUCAACACUUCGGCUCCCAGAUCGCACGCCACCGAGACGGCCAGCUGGGGCGAAUACAUUAAGAAGAGCCGAAACCUCGACAAGAUCAGCCACCUCCCCGCGCGCAUGUCACGAUCUUUCAAGGGCGUCGAGCAGAUUCGCGAAGCUUUCACCUCGCUCCCACCCACUCGCCACCCCGACUUGGUCACCAAGGCUGACCAAUGGCUUUUCGAAUGCUAUCCGAUCCCUGGUCUUCCUGAUCCUACUGGACAGAGCGCCUUUGGUGUUGGUGGUCUCUCGCUCACAGUGCAUGGCCAACUCGAGGAGAGCGUCGGUGGCAAGAUUGAAAUUCGCAGCUUCGAUCGAACAUUCAUCCUUGGACCCGGGAAUACCCCCGGUGGCAUUAGAGUCAUCAGCGACGUAUUCUGCCUUCGGGCUUACGGUGGACACGAGGCGUGGACUCCCGACGCGCUGCAAGUCCCUCAGGUUGCAGCCCCAGUACCUGGCCCAAUUCCCACUGCUACCCCCGCAGCCGCCCCAGGAGGCAAUGCUGUCGAUGGAUACGGUCUGCCUCAACCUGGAAAGUCCGACGCCCAACUCCAGCAGGAGCAGAUGGUAGUUCAGAUGAGUGCCAAGUCGGGCAUGACUAUUCAGUACUCAGAGAUGGCCCUUUCGGGCAAUGGUUGGAAUGCCGAAGCCGCAUGGAAAAACUUCGAGCAACUCAAGGCCUCUGGUGCUUUACCACCAUCCGCUUUCGUGGCUUCUGCAUGA
Molecule: messenger RNA, 2043 nt
Organism: Penicillium soppii
Lineage: Eukaryota; Fungi; Ascomycota; Eurotiomycetes; Eurotiales; Aspergillaceae
Exons: 3
Coding region: 1-2043 (680 amino acids)
Biological process (GO): poly(A)+ mRNA export from nucleus
Cellular component (GO): nucleus
Molecular function (GO): RNA binding; protein binding
Source: RefSeq, a predicted model, not a curated record